UAUGUGUGUGUGCAUCCUACAUGCAUGGUGCAACGACUCUUUUUUCACCUGCAGUCGACUGAAAUAAACAUCAAAAUAGCUGCCGCCGUCAACAAGAAUUGCAACGAGAGAAAGGUUAUUUUUGUUUUUUUUGAAUCAAAUGGCAGGAGACAAGAAGCCAAUGAAGGCCAUCAGGGCCAAUCAGCUGGCUGCCAUGUUGCAAGGCCAGAAGGAGAAGAUGUUGGUCAUUGACUGUCGUCCUAAUGCUGACUACCACAACCUGCACGUGCUAAAUGCCGUCAACAUCUGUGCCACAAAGAUCACGCCUGAGAGAGAGUCACUUGCUGAACUCCUGCAGCCGAGCCCAACGGUGAUGAUAAAGGACCUACAGGUGAAGGAGCUGGUGCUGUAUGACCAAGAAACAAAAGAUGCGAAAUGUCCUCCAGCCACCGACAUCAUCACAAUCCUCCUGCGAAACCUGGAGAAACAAUUCAACAAUGUAUAUUUUCUUAAAGGAGGCUUUCUGGAGUUUUCCUCUUGUUUUCCCAGCUUGUGUGAAGGGAAAUCAAGCAAUUCCUUGCCCAGCAGCUUCUCACAGCCGUGUCUCUCCACGUGUGACAUGGGACCCACUCAGAUCCUCCCAUAUUUCUACUUGGGCUCCCAGAAUGAUGUUUUGAAUAAGGAAUUGAUGACUCAGAAUGGGAUAACCCACAUUUUGAAUGUGAGCAGUAACUGCCCAAAGCCCACAUUUAUCCCCGACAGCCAUUUCCUGCGGAUCCCAGUCAAUGACAGCUACUGUGAGAGUCUCUUACCUUGGCUGAACAAGUCUGUGGAAUUCAUAGACACAGUGCGGUCAAUGAAGUCUCGGGUUUUAGUGCACUGCUUGGCUGGGAUCUCGCGGUCUGCAGCAAUCGCUAUUGCUUACGUCAUGAGGACAAUGGAUUUCUCUUUGGACGAUGCUUACAGGUUUGUGAAAGACAGAAGACCCUCAAUUUCGCCGAACUUCAACUUCCUGGGCCAGUUAGUGGAGUAUGAAAAGACCAUCCUACAGAUCCAGGCUUCAGCCCAUACAGCACAAAACAUCCUUCAUCCUCAGAACAGCCCAACGCAAGAAGAAGCCAACCAGCCACACACUUGUGAAGACCCUGAGGAAGAUGCAGAGAUACCUGCCCCUCAUUUUCCAGCCUUGAACAUUCCAGCACAGCACAAGGAUCUUUUGGGUAAAGGAACUGACAGUGAUGCGAGCAGCAAUCGCAGAGAUCCAGAGAUGGCAGCCUUACAGCAGGGGUUCUCCGACCUUCGCCUCUCACCGGAGCAAAUAUCGCACACCAGCUGCUUGAAGCGCUCUUUCUCCCUGGACGUGAAGUCUGUCUACUCUUCAGACCCACACAUCGGAUGCUAUCAGACUGCACAGCCAGCGGAGACAGGCCCUGUCCCAAAGCUGCUGGGCUUUCAGAGCAAGUUGGUCACCAGUACCUUCAACCCAUUCACCCUCUUGUUCGGCAACGCCAGGAAAGGCCGCGGGAAAGACAGUGCCAUAUCCAAUGGAGGCCCACAGGCAUCGAAAGCCCAGCAGAAAUGUAGCUGUGUUGAGAAUGCCUCCCCUGUCACUGGGGCUGACCAAGGACCAAUGUGUUCACCUUGUGUGACUCGCCGGAAGGACGGUGGUCAGAAUGAUCCCACCGCAAGAGUGACACUGAGCUUGCCCAUCGCCAGGCAACCAUCGUCGCCGCUGCUCGAUUACAGCAGCUGCCUCAUAACAGUGCAUGGAAAGAGGACACAGUUAUCCCUGUUUGAACACCCUUACAGUGGCCCCACAGAUUGCAAGGCCAUCACACCCGAUCAUAUCACGAGGAACGUGGGCCUGUACGCUGACAAUGUGGUGAAAUCCUAAUCCUAAUUGUGAAAAUGAACAAGCACAUCCCAUGAUCUGUUCAGAUUGGAUUUGCUCCUUCUAAGAGGAAGGGUAGACAGGCCAAAGAACUUUGCACUUUCAGCCUGUUCUUUCUCUCUUUGGCCACAAAUGCCCUCUGCGGUAGGCCUCGGCUCACUUGAUCGUUACCAUUCCUGAGGCCCAUGUCAUAUUUCUCAGGCGUUUUACUGUUGCACCUGACUUCAGGGCAUUCUUUAAUCUGUUGAGAUGUUGCUAAGAACAGUACAUGGUCAAAAGGUGAACACUUUUGCAAAAACAGUGUCCAUAGGAAAAUAGUGAACAGACGUUUAACAGAACUUGAAUGAUUGGAUAGACCAUUGUUCCUCAAAUUGAAACUUAACAAUGGGGAACAAAAGACUAACUUGGAAUUAAGACUGAAUUUCUUCGAAAAACAGUUUAAAACUAAAAUUAUUUAUUGGGACACUGGUGACACUGGUCCUUACUGGUUGAUGUUAUUUUAAGGAUCAUGGUGCCAGGGGUUUAUUAAUCGUGAAGGGUUGGCAGAGGGGUACGUGUGGAUGCCAGUUCCUGAAGGGAACAUGAUGGUUUCUUUGCUGCUAAGGCCAUGGGAAUGUUCUGUGUUGAACUGGAGUUGCCAUGAGGGAACAAUAAAGAUGGGUAGACCUCCUUGAGUUUUA
Messenger RNA from Rhincodon typus (whale shark), 2550 nucleotides. Its product is annotated as dual specificity protein phosphatase 8-like. Gene Ontology annotation, biological process: negative regulation of MAPK cascade; protein dephosphorylation. The transcript has 7 exons. Gene Ontology annotation, molecular function: protein tyrosine/threonine phosphatase activity; MAP kinase tyrosine/serine/threonine phosphatase activity. Bases 140 to 1873 code for a protein of 577 amino acids. Gene Ontology annotation, cellular component: cytoplasm. NCBI's taxonomy places the organism in Eukaryota, Metazoa, Chordata, Chondrichthyes, Orectolobiformes, Rhincodontidae. The record is from RefSeq and is a predicted model, not a curated record.